Messenger RNA from Sesamum indicum (sesame), 967 nucleotides. RefSeq names its product phenylacetaldehyde reductase. NCBI's taxonomy places the organism in Eukaryota, Viridiplantae, Streptophyta, Magnoliopsida, Lamiales, Pedaliaceae. Gene Ontology annotation, molecular function: oxidoreductase activity, acting on the CH-OH group of donors, NAD or NADP as acceptor. The record is from RefSeq and is a predicted model, not a curated record.
AGUUAUGAUGAGUGGAGGAGGGGAAGUGGUGUGUGUGACAGGAGCGUCGGGGUACGUAGCGUCAUGGCUGGUCAAGGGUUUACUCCAUCGUGGUUACACCGUCAAGGCCACCGUUCGCGACCUCCGUAACAGACGUGGAUUUGCACACCUCAAAGCACUUGAAGGAGCUAAGGACAGACUACACAUUUUCCAAGCUAACUUAACUGAAAAUGGAUCUUUUGAAUCCAUCGUGGAUGGUUGUAUUGCUGUUUUCCAUACAGCAUCUCCUGUUGUGCUUUCCACUACAGACCCACAGGGUGAAGUGAUAGAACCAGCAGUGAAGGGAACGCUUAACGUGCUCCAAUCAUGCAGCAAAGCAGCAUCUGUUCGACGAGUCAUUGUAACAUCAUCUAUGGUUGCAGUUAACUACAAUCGGAACUAUCAAGGUCCGGAUGUCGUGGUUGAUGAAACAUGGUUUUCAGACCCCGAAUACUGCCGAGGAAACAAGAGAUGGUAUUGGCUUGCGAAAACCUUGGCAGAGAAAGCUGCAUGGGAAUACGCCCAAGAAAAUAAGCUUAACUUGGUGGUAUUACAUCCCGGAUUUGUGAUUGGUCCUCUCCUUCAGCCCACUCUCAAUACUACUUCUCAGCUUAUUCUGAACGUUCUUACUGGAACUCAGGGUUUUGGAGACUAUCAGUUCGUGGAUGUUAGAGAUGUUGCCCGUGCGCAUAUUCAGGCAUUUGAGAAUCCUUCUGCUGCUGGAAGAUACAUUUUAGUCGGAACUUCAAUAACUCACUCCCAACUUCAGCACAUAUUACAUCAGCUUUACCCUUCCCUCAACCUUCCUACCAUUGGUGAGAGGAAUCCAACCUUCCAAGUGUCCAAACAGAAAGCAGAAAGUUUAGGCAUAAAAUUCAUGCCUUUGGAGGUGAGUCUGAAGGAUACUGUUGAGAGUUUGAUGCAGCAAAACUUCUUCAAACUUUGAAAU